This is a messenger RNA of Raphanus sativus (radish), 2790 nucleotides long. RefSeq lists its product as uncharacterized. NCBI's taxonomy places the organism in Eukaryota, Viridiplantae, Streptophyta, Magnoliopsida, Brassicales, Brassicaceae. Gene Ontology annotation, biological process: negative regulation of DNA recombination; mismatch repair. Gene Ontology annotation, molecular function: mismatched DNA binding; endonuclease activity; ATP-dependent DNA damage sensor activity. The transcript is spliced from 4 exons. The coding region runs from base 23 to 2644 and encodes 873 amino acids. The record is from RefSeq and is a predicted model, not a curated record.
AAAAUAUUCCUCCACAAGAGGCAUGAACACCCUUUCCCUCCAAUUACUCAUACCGACGGCUAUCCACCUCACGUCCUCACGCGCCGCCUCUCCCUCCUCCUUACGCAUCCCCUCUCCGUCAAUUUUACGCGCUACCUUAUCGUACGGCUCACAGUCAGUCGAAAACCAAACUCUAGAGGUCCUAGAAUGGCGCGCCCUCUGCAACCAGCUCUCCCCCUUCGCCUCCACAUCGAUGGGCCUCUCCGCCACCAAAACCGCCGAUAUUCCGGUCGGAAAAUCUCCCGAAGAGAGCAUGACCCUCCUCGACGAGACGGCCGCCGCGUUGGCUGCCAUGGAAGUGAUGGAACCGCGGCGGUUCGGUCUGUCUGAGAUCCUGGACUUGUCUGAAAUCGUGAAGCGUGCUGUGUCUGGUCAAUUGCUCACCCUUAGAGAGCUCUGCGCCGUCCGUGCCACGUUGACGGCUGCUUCCUCAGUUUUUGAGAAACUACAAAGAGCAGCUAAUACUGAUAAGCGAGUUACACCUCUUGUAGAGAUACUUGAGGGAUGUGAUUUCAAUGCUACGUUGGAGCAAAAGAUUGGUUUCUGUAUCGACUGCAACAUGUCUGUGAUUCUCGACAGAGCUAGCGAAGACCUCGAGAUCAUUAGAUCCGAACGGAGGAGAAACAUGAAGAAUCUGGUUUCUCUUUUGAAGAAAGUAUCCACCAGGGUUUUCAAGCGGAGGUCGAGGCUGUGCGUGGCCAUCAGAGCCACGCACAAAAGCUUGCUCCCGGGCGGUGUUGUGCUAAGUUAUAGCAGAGUAGGGGCCACGUGCUUUAUGGAACCGAAAGAGGCGGUAGAGCUCAACAACAUGGAAGUGAGGCAUGCCGAUUUGGAGAGAGCUGAGGAAAUGGCGAUUCUGAGCAUUUUGACUUCUGAAGUGUCGGCGGCGCAGAGAGGGAUACUGCAUCUGUUGGAUAGGAUAGUAGAACUUGACGUUGCUUUUGCAAGAGCGUCACAUGCGAAGUGGAUGAAUGGUGUCUAUCCCAAACUAACUUCGGAACACUCUACAACACUGGACAUGGAUGGUGGAGACAGUGCAUCUCUAGCUGUAGACAUUGAUUCUGUGCAGCACCCGUUGCUUCUUGGAUCCGUAUUAGGCAGCAGCUCAGGUGGUGGCAACCUCUUCCCUGUGCCAGUAGAUAUUAAGGUUGAAAGCAGAUCCAAAGUAGUCGUCAUCUCGGGUCCAAACACAGGAGGAAAGACCGCUUUGUUAAAGACAUUGGGUUUAAUCUCUCUUAUGUCCAAGUCAGGGAUGUAUUUGCCUGCUAAGAAUCGCCCGAGGUUGCCUUGGUUUGAUCUUGUUCUCGCUGACAUCGGAGAUCCUCAGUCUUUGGAGCAAAGCCUGUCAACAUUCAGUGGCCACAUCUCACGGAUAUGUCAGAUACUCAACAUUGCUUCAGAAAACUCGCUUGUCCUAUUAGACGAAAUCUGCAGCGGGACUGAUCCUUCAGAAGGGGUUGCGCUUGCUACGAGCAUCCUAAAGUACAUUAAAAACCGUGUUAAUGUGGCGGUUGUGUCCACGCAUUACGGUGACCUGAGUCGCUUAAAGGAUAACGAGACUCAGUUCCAAAACGCUGGGAUGGAGUUCUCCAUGGAGACUUUGCAGCCUACUUUCAGAGUACUGUGGGGAAGUACUGGUGAAUCAAAUGCAUUGAGAGUAGCUAAGUCGAUUGGUUUCGAUGGAAGGAUAUUGGAGCAUGCGCAUGAGUGGAGGGAGAGGUUAAAGCCAGAGCAGGAAGUGGAGAGGAAAGGUUCGCUGUUUCAGUCUCUUGUGGAAGAAAGGAAUAAGCUAAAUCUUCAAGCCACCAAGGCUGCAGCUUUACAUGGAGAUUUAAUGAACCUUUACCGUGAGCUUGAGCAAGAGUCGCGUGAUCUUGAGAAACGUGAGAAGGCUCUUUUCAUGAAAGAAACACAAAAGGUACAAGAAGAUUUAAGCUCUGCCAAGUCAAAGAUGCAGAAACUGGUCGCUGAGUUUGAAAGUCAGCUAGAAACUGUACCGGCUGAUCAAUACAACUCCUUAAUUCUGAAAACCGAAGAGGCAGUUGCGGAUAUAAUUGAAGCGUAUUGUCCUAAAGAUCUCGUAUUAACGGAGGAGGAAGAAGGGUAUCGAGACUACUCGCCGCAAGCAGGUGAAAAGGUUAUAGUGACUGGAUUGGGAGGUAAGUUAGGCACCGUGGUUGAAGAACCUGGAGACGAUGAUGAGACAGUUCUAGUCCAGCAGGGUAAGAUGAGGGUACGCAUCAACAGAAAGGACAUAAAGCCCCUUCCUCGUACCAAAACCAGUGAAACACCUAAUCGUUCAAAGAGACAGGUAAGCAUGAAAGAGCUAGGCAGUGUGUUGCAGAUGCAGAGCGAACCAGUGCGUAUUGAAACGUCAAAGAACACAUUGGAUCUAAGAGGAAUGCGGGUGGAAGAAGCGAUGUACCAGCUUGACAUGGCCAUUUCGGGAAGAGAAUCAGGUUCGAUCCUCUUUAUCAUUCAUGGAAUGGGAACAGGCGUUAUAAAAGAGCUGGUGCUUCAGAGGUUAAGCAAGCACAGUCGUGUGUCAAGGUAUGAGCAGGCAAAUCCUAUGAACCAUGGAUGUACAGUUGCUUACAUUAAAUGACAAAACCUCAAACACAUUCUUCUCUGUAAACAUAUUAUUGAAAAGUAUGGUAUUAUAAUGGUCCAAACAACUAGUUUCGAUAGUGAAUUGACAUUCAAGUGUACAAGAAUUUAACUCGAGUGUUUUAUUGAUGUUGUACUGAAGAA